This is a messenger RNA of Aspergillus tubingensis, 330 nucleotides long. RefSeq lists its product as uncharacterized. Bases 1 to 330 code for a protein of 109 amino acids. The record is from RefSeq and is a predicted model, not a curated record. Lineage: Eukaryota; Fungi; Ascomycota; Eurotiomycetes; Eurotiales; Aspergillaceae. The transcript has 2 exons.
AUGCGACCCGAAGGAGACCAGCGAGAGCGAAAAGGGGACGGCGUGAGUAGUGAGGAGACGAGGGACCACGAAGGCGAUCGGGCGGGCCCACGAGUGGAGGAGGAGAAGAAGAAGAAGAAGGAGGAGAGGAUUGAUUAUUACCCUGUGUGUGAUUCUUUGGGCGUCAGCAUCGGCUUGAAUGGACGGAAUGAGAAUCAAUUCCCGCGUGCAGCUGAGGCCUUGGUGGCAGCGGAUCCUGGUCGCUUCCGGACAUAUCUGCGUCAUGAGGAGGUCGUGACACCUGUCAUGCUGGAAAUCGCUCCUGUUGACUCCAUAGAAGCUGUGCGAUAA